AUGCGUACUAUGCAGGAGUACGCCCACCUCGUCGGUGCCUCGACGAGCGCUGCCAACACCGCCAGGCUGGCGGAGGAGGCUAUCAAGGAGCCACACAUAUUCUUCUACAGCUCCCUCCUGCGUCUCCCUUCCGUUCAGGCGCUCCGCUCGAAUGCGUCCUUUGCGUGGAUCGUGCAAGUGAUGGACGUGCUGUGCUACGGAAUGGUGGAUGCGCUUCACGGCCUCCCGGGCAGCGUACAGCAGCACCUGACGCCGCUCGUGUACCGCAAGGCGAGCAAGCUGUCCGUUCUGUCGCUCUGCGUCCGUGAUGGCGUGAGCGGGGUGCUGCGCAUUCGUGACGUCCAGGCUACCAUUGAAGCCGCCACACCCUCUGAGGCAGAGGAGCUGCUUAUCGACAUGAUGUCUGAUGGGCUGCUGCGCGGCCGCAUCGACCAGCGUGGGGGUGUUGUGGUGCUGCAGGAGUUUGCGGCGCGGGAGGUGCGGCUGGAGGACGUCGGCAGAAUACGCGAGAAGAUGGAGAAGUGGUGUAGAAAUUGCGAUGCCCAAAUCGCCAUGCUUGAAAAAAUGAUGGGUGAAUGA
This is a messenger RNA of Trypanosoma grayi, 579 nucleotides long. RefSeq names its product COP9 signalosome complex subunit 7, variant. Gene Ontology annotation, cellular component: COP9 signalosome. The record is from RefSeq and is a predicted model, not a curated record. The transcript has a single exon. Bases 1 to 579 code for a protein of 192 amino acids. NCBI's taxonomy places the organism in Eukaryota, Euglenozoa, Kinetoplastea, Trypanosomatida, Trypanosomatidae.